This is a messenger RNA of Paraphaeosphaeria sporulosa, 2007 nucleotides long. RefSeq names its product zf-CHY-domain-containing protein. The record is from RefSeq and is a predicted model, not a curated record. Gene Ontology annotation, biological process: protein ubiquitination; ubiquitin-dependent protein catabolic process. Gene Ontology annotation, cellular component: nucleus. The transcript has 2 exons. The coding region runs from base 1 to 2007 and encodes 668 amino acids. Gene Ontology annotation, molecular function: ubiquitin protein ligase activity; zinc ion binding. Lineage: Eukaryota; Fungi; Ascomycota; Dothideomycetes; Pleosporales; Didymosphaeriaceae.
AUGUCCGCGAACCCCCCGCAUACUCUGGAAGUCCAGCUCCGACGUCUGAAUCUCGAUCCCUCGCAUGCUGCAACGCCUGCUCGCGACAUCGCCCGCCCAGCCUCGAUCGCCGACGGACAGAAUGCACCUCCCAUGUCUGAGUCGCUGCCCGCAGACGAUGGCAUGCGCCAUCUGCGGGCGCGCAUCCACGAGAUUAGGGCUCUGAAGGUUGGCGAUGUGGACAAGGCUCGCAUGAUGCAUGGCCUCAUGACGGAGCGCUACAAUUAUCUGCGGCCCACGUCGCCCAGCAGCUUUGUCUCACACGAUCGUCCCCUGACACCCACGUCGAGCCAGUCCUUCUUCUCCGAAGUCCACUACUCUUCACCCGUUUCCGUCGCGUCCGACAUCGACCCAGACAAUCCUUUUAACCUGCGGCCUGGUGACACGUCGCCUACAUACCGGCCUCAGCCAACGCACCCUAGCCCGGACGGUGCUAUCGAAGACGAGGAGGCCGAGUUGUUCGAGGAGGAAUCCUCAUUUGGUUGCGAGCACUACAAACGCAACGUCAAGGUCCAAUGCUUCGAAUGUCGGCGAUGGUAUACUUGCAGGCACUGCCACGAUGCAGUAGAAGGUCACAACUUGGACCGGAAGAACACUCAGAACAUGCUGUGCAUGGCUUGUGGCACCCCACAGAAGGCUACUGAGUACUGUACGCAAUGCGGAAUGCAGUCAGCAUGCUACUACUGCGACAUCUGCAAGCUGUGGGACAACAACAGCAGUAAAAAGAUCUACCACUGUCCUGAUUGCGGCAUUUGUAGACGGGGCGAGGGGUUGGGCAAAGACUAUGUGCACUGCAAGAAUUGCAAUGUGUGCAUAUCGAUAGCCUUCGCCACAACGCACAAGUGCAUUGAGCGCGCUACUGACUGCGACUGCCCUAUAUGCGGAGAAUAUCUGUUCAACUCUUCCACGGCCGUUGUGUCCAUGCCAUGUGGCCAUUACUUACACAAGGACUGUUACAACCAGUACAUGGAAACCGCAUACAAGUGCCCCACAUGCAAGAAGAGCGCUGUCAACAUGGAGCUGCAAUGGCAAAAGCUGACUCAAGCCAUUGAGAGCCAACCUAUGCCUGAGCAAUUUGUCAACACACGUGCAAUCAUUCAGUGCAAUGAUUGCGCAGCAAAGUCCUCUGUUAAGUACCAUUGGCUUGGCAACAAGUGCAACUCCUGCGACUCAUACAACACCAACGAGCUCCGCAUCCUGAACGGACCAGAGAGCGAAGAAACUGCGAACGCAAUUCUCAACGCAGACAGCGACGAAUACUCUGGAGCUCGAUCGCCAAUCAGCAUCAGCUCGCCUGCGUCCUUACCUCUUCGUUCUCCGCGUUAUUACUUUCAACCCGACGAGCCGGAACAAACAUGGCUACCUGGCCAACUUCCGUCUUUCCCGUUCCAAAUACCUCAGUUUCCGGGCAUGCCUUCGGGACAGCUGCCAUCAUUCCCGUUCCAGAUGCCGCAGUUUCGGGGUAUGCCACAAUUUGCAGGCAUGCCUCGCAUGCCCGAGAUGCCGCAGAUGCCUCAGAUGCCGGACCCGUCCGAACUGCUAGAUCGCGUCCGUCGUUCUUUCGACUACUAUCUCAACCCUACCGGCGAGAUCCCUAACGAAGCCGUGCCUAUCAUCGACUUAGACGAAGAGCCACGCGAAACGCAAGCCACAGACGGCACAACCGUCCAGCUGCCCGCUCUCCCCCAAUACAUUCUUGAACGUUUCAACCGCUCGAUAUUACCCCUGCGCAAUUAUUUGAACCCCGCUAUCGACCAGAUUCCCACACUGGAUCUGUCUGAGGAUCGCGAUGCAAAUGGCAUGCAGUUCUGGGGUGAAGAUGGCGGACUAUUUGACCGAUUCCUGUCCGGUGGUGAGGAACGGGACGAUGAAAGUAGUAGUGACGAGAGCGAACAUGAAGAGGAUGAGGGCGAGGCUGAAGAAGACGACGAUGACGAUAACGACAUUGACUUACCAGGACAUCGGUGA